This is a messenger RNA of Gigantopelta aegis, 2119 nucleotides long. Its product is annotated as transportin-3-like. The transcript is spliced from 19 exons. Gene Ontology annotation, molecular function: small GTPase binding. Gene Ontology annotation, biological process: protein import into nucleus. Gene Ontology annotation, cellular component: nuclear membrane; cytoplasm. Bases 47 to 2119 code for a protein of 690 amino acids. NCBI's taxonomy places the organism in Eukaryota, Metazoa, Mollusca, Gastropoda, Neomphalida, Peltospiridae. The record is from RefSeq and is a predicted model, not a curated record.
CAAACAUUUUAUGAAUGUUAUUUUUUUAGUGGAUAAAAUAUAAACAAUGGAACAAAUUCCAUCAUUGGAAACAGUCACGCAAGCGCUGCAAGCUCUUUAUAAUAAUCCCGAUGUGGUGGGAAAAGAGAAGGCGUCCGUUUGGCUCGGUGAACUCCAGAAGUCGGUAUUUGCCUGGCAGAUUGCAGAUCAACUUCUCCGACUGAAUCAAAGUCUGGAGUCAUGUUACUUUGCUGCUCAGACAAUGCGUACCAAGAUCCAGUAUGCCUUCCACGAACUGCCCCAGACGUCUCACCAGUCGCUUCGAGAUUCUCUUUUGGAACAUGCAGGAAAAAUUAACCCUGAUACACCUCCAGUGAUAAUUACACAGUUGAGUCUUGCCCUUGCUGACCUGGCAUUACAGAUGGCGACGUGGCACGGAGCGGUGGGAGAUCUCUUACAGAAGUUCGGUACCAACACUCAACACCUGCAGUUUCUGCUGGAAGUUCUCACAGUGUUGCCAGAAGAGAUCAAUAGUCGAUCAUUGCGGCUUGGUGCUAACCGACGUCUCGAAGUGACAGAAGAGUUAAAACAAGCCUGUCCUGUUGUUUUACAGCUGCUGGAGGCGUGUCUAGAAACGUGUGAUGGCAAUGAUCGCGUUCAAGCGAAGGUCUUCCGAGUUCUGGCUAGCUGGUUCAGUGUCGCAGUCAUACCACAGGAGCACAUCGUCAACACAAAACUCAUGCAGGCUCCCAUUCAGGCACUGGCAAGUCGAGAAUGUCCCUCUCAACUACACGAGACGGCGUCAGAUUGUAUAUGUGCUGCGCUCUACUGUGCAGAGGAUUUAGAAAAACAGCAACUGUUGGCUCAAAUCCUCUUUGAUGGAGUACAGACUCUGCCGGACUCUUACCACUGGUCUGUUGCUGACGAGGAUUCAGAUAAAUCAGUUAAUUAUUGUAGAGUUUUUACGGAGAUGGCUGAAUCAUUUUUGGAUGAAAUUAUGAAAACCCCAAACCAGGGUUUGGGUUCAUUUACAACUAUGGAACUUCUGCUAACCUGUGUAGGUCAUUAUUUGUAUGAGGUGGCUGAAAUUACAUUUAAUUUCUGGUACCGGUUAUCGGAAGACCUGUACCAGCGAAACUCGAAAGACUUGAAUGAGAUCUACCGGCCGUACAUCCAGCGCCUCAUCGUGGCGCUGUGUCAGCACUGCCAGAUGGACCCAGACCAUGACGGUGUCCCAGAUGAGACGGGAGACUUUGGAGAGUUCAGACUGCGAGUAUCUGAACUGAUCAAGGAUGUCGUGUUUAUAGUCGGGUCAUCCCACUGCUUCUCUCAGAUGUUUGAUAAUCUUAAAAGUCAGUCGUCUGUGACCUCGUGGGAAACAUCGGAGGCAUCGCUCUUCAUCAUGAGCGCCGUCGCCAAAAACAUUCUACCUGAGGAAAAUGAGAUUGUCCCUCAAGUCCUGGAGGCCAUUCUAACACUUCCCGACACAGCGCACAUAGCCGUGCGCUUCACGAGUAUCCACCUCAUCGGGGAGCUGUGCGAGUGGAUUGAGAGACACCCUCAGUUCUUAGACCCAGUCCUGCAGUUUCUGCUGAAUGGACUCCAACACGCAUCUCUAGCGUCGGCGGCCGCCAACUCGCUCCAGAACAUCUCCACUCAGUGUCGUGAUCACAUGACCGAGCACUUCGAGGGCCUCGUCCACAUUGUGCAGGCGAUGGACACGUUCAACCUGUCGGGGGACGCCGCCAUUGGCCUGUUGAAGGCCCGAGUUAUCGCUGGCCCGCCUCCUCCUUGCUGUCAGGCUGCUGUGUGCUGUGUCCUCCCUGCUCCUCUCGCCAACACUGUAAACACUCCGCAAGCUCUGACCACCUGUCAUCGGCUGGCUGCCGCCUUCAACCCAGAGCGUACACUCAUUUCACGCUGGUUUACACUGUGUACCCUUCAUCUCACACUGCAAGGAUUCGAACCUACUGCUCUGAUUCACAUGGCAUCUGGCAGUCCAGCAGUAGGUGAGUUUCAUCUCAUGCCCACUCACAGUCCAGCAGUAGGUGAGCCUCAUCUCAUGCCCACUCACAGUCCAGCAGUAGGUGAGCCUCAUCUCAUGCCAACUCACAGUCACUCACAGUCCAGCAGUAGGUGA